AGUCUAAUGUAGUCUUAUAAAUGAUGCAGAACAAAACAACGGUAAACUCAGGAUUUUAACAUUAAAUUAAUUUUGUUCUCUAAUAUUUUUGCUCCACUUUUUAUAUUUAGAAGCCGGUUUCAUAAAAUAUGCCUAUUUGCAAUACAUAUGCAAAGUUUAAAAUAUACCAAAAAUAUUUUGUUAAAUAAAAAAUUAAGAUUAAAAACAAUAAAAAUACAAUUUAUUAUAAGCAGAUUCUUAAAUUCAGUUUUUUUUAUAUUUUAAUAUAUUAAUCGCUAAAUGAAUUGCGAUGUUUGCAUUUUGGCUGAAUAAUAUUUUACAAUAGUAAAAUAUUCAUUUUUUUACUAAUUAAAAAAAACAAAAAACAACAACAUAUUUUUACGAUAGAGUAAAAAAAUGUUUUCCUAAAUCAUGAUAUGGACUAUGACAUUAUAUUAUUAUAUGUGACAUGCGAAAAACAGCUUUAAAUUGUAUGAUCAAAAAUCUGGCAAGAAAGAUUUCACCUUGGAUUUGCUUUCGUCGUUAUUACUGUCUACUAUAUAAUAUAAGUUAAAAUUGGUUCCAUUAAAAUUGAAGUGUUAGGAAAACAAAAAACGCAAGCUAAUACAGUUAAUGAGCCGGGUUAAAGAAAAUGUGGAGAGUUCGGACAUCAAGCCAGGUACUUCCAAAAAAUUGUUUUUGUUAAUAAACAAUUACAGUAGUAAAGUUAAAGUGUAAUAUUAGUAUUGGGUAUAAAGUAUAAUGGUAUAAUUAAUGAUUAAAUCAUUAUUAAAUGAUUAUAUUAUAAUCUUAAUGAAAACUUAAAAUUAUUAUAGUUUAUAGGCCUACUACUAAUAAACUGCUAUAGUAUAGUAUAGUUGAGAACUAAGUUUAAACCUUUGAACACUUGGCUUCUGGUCAUAAAAUACCCAUGCCCCUGGGCCUGGGCUACUGGGGAAAAUUCUACAAACUGACACAAAGUCAAAGUGAAAUCAAAUGAUUAUUAUAUUAAAUAAAUUUUAUUUAUUUCAAUCUGAAUUUGUCUGUUAGUAGUCCAUAACUAUAAAUCAUGAUAAGUGUUAUAAACCAUUUCACCAGGAGAAAGAAAUGGUCUAAAAUAGCUUAGGCUUAGUAAAAGGUCAUUUACAGGACCCUGAUUUUUCAUAAAAGAAUAAAAGCCUUGGCUUGGACUAGGGGUAGACGCCUUGUGUUGUUUAUUUUAUUCCCAAAGCCAAAGUACACAUCGAUAGCACUUGAAGUUGAAGUCAAUCAAUGGUCAAUCAUAAAACUACCCUGGUUUGGGUCCUUAAGAAUAGCAAUUUGUAUAUUUUCGUCACCUAAGUCUAUAAAUACAUCAGAAAACAUUACUAUAUAACAUAACAAAAACAAUGCACUCAUGGGCGCUGCCAUUACUGUGACCUUUUGCAAGUCAUGUGAUAAACCCUGAACUCAGUAUUUACAACACAUUUUAUAUACAGACUGUUGAUCUAUGGUAGGGUAUGGGAGACUGAAAUAUUUGUUUGGCGGGGUGUAGAUUUUUACGGCGCAGACCGAUAAAGCGGGAUCGCAGGGUCAAAGGGCUAAAGCAGGUAGCAUUCGCAAUAGACUGAGUAGAGUAUUGAACUGUAUUUAUUUGAGAUCAGACGUAAGGCCUAGGCCAACUGAUGUUUUAUUGUUUACUAAGUGGUUUAAAAUCAAAUUUUAAGUUAGGCAUACUGGACAGUCACCAAGGUGACUGGCCAAAAAAAAAAAAAUUAAUAAAAAAGUCCACGUCCACACUCUUAAGUCUAACUUAUUAACUCCUAAUGUCUGUAUGAUUUAUCAAAGGGAACUGAACAAAGUACAUAAUUUUUACUCCUGAAAGAUUAUUUAAGUCAAGCAGCCUUUCUUUGCUAAAAUAACUACCACCUGAAAGACUAAUGAAUCAGACAUGUUUUGUAAGAAUCAUGCAAGUGCAAGCAUAAGAUUAUAUUAAUUGGAAUUGGUUCAUAUUUUAUCAAACUAUUUUCUGGUCCAAAACUGACACCCUGUAUAAAAAGUUUGAGGAACCCUGCUCUACAUCCUCUGAAAUAUUUGUUUUAAAUUUAUUAUAAGUCGUAGUCAUGCAAUUUAUUAAAUGAUAAUGGUAUAACAUAUGAUUGAUUUAAAGCAUAGCUUUUUUAAUAAGUCAUGAUGAACUUUUGAAUGUUGAAUAAAGAAUGUUUUUGCAUAAAGUAAAACAAAAUGUAUAUUAUUGCUUUGUAUUUUAACUUUUUAUUACUCACACAGAGUCGGCAGAUUCUCAAGGCAGCAAAGCGACAAUUAGCUACAGAUCCUGCACCUUUAGUGAAGCCUAAUAACUUGCCUCCUCAACAGUCACUUCCUCCAAAAUCGUAGGCUUUUAUCAGAGUAUUAAAUAAUAGAUCUGUUGUAGCAAUAAUUUAUUUUUAAUUUUUGAAUUAUCUAAAUAUUUAUCUGCCUAAAUAUUAUUAAAUUAAGCACAAAGCUGUAAUAAUGUAAGAACUUAAGUAGUAUUAAUCCAUUUAUGAGCUUUAUCAGUCUAGUAAAUAAUGUUUUAGUUUUGGUUAAAAUAAUCUUUCCUUUUACUUACAUGUUAACCAGUGGUGGGUAAUCUAUUUUCCUAAAGAAGUCAAAAUUGUGCGUAAAGAAGAGUAACAUUUUCUACUGCUAUAUAAAUAACAAGAAAUUAAAUUACUACAAAGAGUAAACCUGUUGCGUUCCUUUUUUUCAGGUUUAACCCGACUCAGUUUUACUCAUUUUAUAUUCUGCUAACCUGAUUGCAGUCUCCCCCCUUAUUACCAUAUUAAAUACACAUCAUUUAAAUAAUACUCUGUCAUCAUUUUUCAACCAAAAUGUAAUGCAAUACAUUGCUCAACAAGCUGCAGAUUUCGAGGCUAAAUUACAGAUCUCAAUGCCCAUCUUGAGAAUUUAAAGAACCAACUUGUUAUGCCCAAACUACAUUCAUCUAAUGAGAAAUGGUUGAAGAUUUUUAUUUGAUUGAAUUUUUAAAAUCAAAGUGAAACAGAUAACCGAAGAACUGAAAUGCCUAUUACUAUUAGUACUUGUUGAAAUCAGCUAAUAGUAAUUAACUUCUAAAUUCUAAUGUUUUUAUAUUUUUUAAUUUAAGGACCAUAACAUUUUUUAAAUCUUUGUUUAUCAAGAUUUUAUAGUUAGUUUUUAUAAAAACAAACAUUUUUUGUCAAAAUACUUUUGUCAGUAUUUCACUAACCAUGUGUCUAUUGGUGAAAGGGUUGCCUGAUGCUGAUCUAAAUAAAAGACAUUUAAGGAAUAUGGUUUUUACUAUAAUUGUGGUUAUAAAAAUAAUUAUAAUUCGUUAUUGUUGGAUGGAAAUAACUUCCUUAUUAUUUAUUUUUAUCUUGACUUCCAUGUUUUAUGUCACAAUACCUUUUUUUUCCACAGGGGAGGAGGGUUUAGAAUCUUUAAAUUUUUUGGAUUUGGGCUACCUGUUGCUGCUGGUAGCCUUCUGGGUUAUGCUUGGUAUGAUCAUGAUUUUCGUAAACAGCUAGAAGCCAACAUACCUUAUGCAAAAGAGUUGCUAGGAAAUAUACUACCUGAAAGCAACAUUGAACCUGUUAUAGACAGGUAUUUAAAAUUUACUUAAUUUGUUCCUAAUGUCAGUUUCAGAAGUACGUACCUUUUUUGACCAUAUAUUAAAAAAAAUAAAUCAAGAUUAAAUCUUAGUUGUGUACAUGCAAUUGAUCGGUUUAUAUAAAUUAAUAAUGUAUUAUGUUGGUAUAUAUAUAUAUAAAAUAUUAUAUGUCCAGAUGCUAAAAAGUUUUAUUUUUAUCUCUCAGAAAGGCAAAACCAGACACCUCAAAAAGUCUUGAAAAGCCCUCAAUACCCACAAUACCCACAAUACUAAAUGUAAGUUGUCUAUGUUUUUCAAAAGGAAAUUUGCUCGUAAUAAUGCAUAAUUUAAACAUGAAAAUUCUGUGAGAACAAUAUUUAUUAAAAUUUAAAUAUAAAACAUUUUUGGGUCUUUUUUCAAGAUUUAGGGGAAAACUGUAUCUGAAAGUGAUUUAUUUUAAUUAUUGUUCCUUGGUAAAAGUUCAAAUGAAGCGAGCUGAAAUGGAUAACUUAUUUUAAUAGUUUCAACUUUCCUAAAAAAAUAUUCAUCUAAAUAUUGUCAACUUUAUGUAACAAAUAGUUAAUUUUUCACAGAAUCAAGAGAAAGUUCCACAGAUUGUUCCUCAGAACACAGGUAUUUGUUUCAAUGUUUAAUUAAGUGUUCAGAAACAAUAACUUAUUAAUUUUUUACAAAAUAACACACAUUUUUUUUGAAUGAGACAAAGAUUCAAAUUAGUGGGUUGCAUCAUGAUUUAGUCAUUUUUGUGUUUUCUUCUUUUUUGUUUAUUUAUACUUAAUUAACCUCUUUUAACUCCUUUGAAGGGAUUGUUUUUGUGUACAGAAUUAUUUUAUUUGUUGGUAUUUAUAGUAAAUUAUAGCAUAACUUUCAUUAUGUUCUUACUCUUAAUUAGCUAUUAUUUAAGAAUUUUUUUCACCAUGGACACAUUGUUGAGAAAAAUAAAUGUUGCAGUUACUUUGAGGGAAUUUAAAUGCCAAUUACUAAGGCACUGUAAGUAUAAUUUUUAAAGUUUAUUUGGUAUCAGUACUGAUAUUAAUGUUAAGUGGGAAUGCAACUAUUUGACUUAACACUCUCCUACUUCACCUACUCUUGCUUCCCUUCCAAUCUAUGAAAGCUCAGGAAAAUAGCUCCAACUUAAAACCCAAUUUAUAAAAAAAAAUUAUAUUAAAUGGCAAGGGUUUUUAUAAAUAUGCUUUUACUAUUAUUUUUUUAAAUGACUCCAUUACAUGAAAUGUAAAUAUCAAGAUUAAGAGAUUGUAUUUAUGGAAUUAAAGUGGAAUAAAAAAUCUGAAGUUGAACUUGGUACUUUUUACACAAGUUCACUGCCCUCACAAUGACCACUGUUACCUUUAAAAAACCGCAGUACUUGUACUAUUUUUGGAGCCUGAUUUAGAGUUUUGUUGAAACAUUAAAAAACCUUCUGUCACUUUUUUAUAUCAAUAUCAAUAAAUUCAACAUCUGUCUUUUUAAUAGAAAGCUGCAUCCUUAUUGUAGUACCGGUAAUGCAAUUUUGUUUGUCAUAUGCAUUGAGAUGUCGGUAAUAAUGAAGGAUGUUGUGAAAUGUUUCUGAUUGAUGUGUUCCUGAGAUUGUGUAGGGUGGAAUAAAAGCAUUUUAGGCCAUGGGAAUUGCCUGGAUCCAGAGACCCUUGUGGUCCAAGGAAAGUGUUUGGGAUGUGAAAAGGUUUAAUGAGAUUGAGAGUGUGGUUUGUUUUCUGUCAGGAAUUCACUUAGACACACCUUAGUCAUCAUUAGUCAGAAGAUGGACACACUACAUUGCGGCCCUGCACAGAGCUCUUACAAAAGUGAUAUGGACCUGGAUGUUUAUUUUCCAAGACUGCUCUCAAACGUUUUUAUGGUGCCAACUUGACGCCCAGUGAGAGUAAAUACCCCUGAAGGUGGCGCCUCUGCUAGUUAAAACUAUAUUGCUUCGUACCUGGAUAAUGAAAGGAGACUAAAACUUUUGUCUAUUUCAAUAAAGAAGAAUUUUCUCUUAGGAACUAAUUAGUCAUGAUAAGGUAUUAGUUAGGAACAAAGUGUACAUCUGGUUGUGCACAAAUGGAAUAACAUAAUUAUCAUUUGAGUGGGUAUCAUAAAAAUACAACAAAACAAACUUCAUAAAGCUUUACUAGUGUUCCAUUUUUCUGAAAGCCUUGACAUUUUGGGUGUUGUGUUUAAGUUAGUCUUUAAAUAUAUUCCCAAUAUCUUCUAUUUGAGAGACACAAAAAUAAUUAGCAGAAAGCCUUUUUUGUUUCAUAUUUGAGUGUGCCUUCAUCAUUGAAUUUAUUUUCUGUUUGAUUAAUACACACCAGCCAUUUACAGUAUAGAAAUUUUUGCAAUAUUUAUUAUUUUUAACAAAUAUAACUUCUUAUGCAUUAUAAAUAUGGAUUUAAAACUCAUCGAAUACUUUCUGUUUUCAAUGAUAAACUCACUUGAUAUUAUUUGAAAUAAACUACAGGACAGAUGUCACAGUGGAUCUGGCAGUAUUGGAGUUUGUCUCAAUGAUUCUUAAUUUAAUUUGAUUUUCUUUCAGCAAAUUACUUUGGUGUUCCCUAUACUGCAGUAUGCACUACGACCACUGAAUUAGACAUAAACAGUGAUAAACCGAAGCAGCAUCCCAUACGAAAGAAAAAAUAUAAUUCAAAACUAAAUCCUGAACUUUACGCCUCUUACAUUCCCCCUUCACUUGGUAAAGCUAAGAGAGACAGUAUCACAGAACAAGACUCAAAUGAUGAAAAUAACGAAAUUAAUAAAAAAGGUAUCAUAAUUGUCAAAGCAGUAAUUCCGUUACCAUUCAUUAGUUCAUAAUAAGUUUUGACUUGCUCCCCAAUUGUAUUUGUACAUUAUGAAAUUUUGCCAUAUUAUUUUAUUUUUUGGAGUCAUUAAAAUAAAAAAAAAUCCACAUUCUUCAUUAAGUACUAUUUAGAAAAACGAUAUUCCCUUUUUUAUCAUUGAGAAAAAAAAAAAUCUUUUGGAGUCUAAAAUAACCAUUGGAGUCUUAUUAGAUUUAUAUGCAUGAAUUUCUAAUGUUUUUUAGAAUGAAAUGUACAUAGAUUUCAAAUUGUUCAUGGUAAAAGAUAUGAACAUUGAAUACCAUUAUAUUGAUUUUAGCUACUUAUAUAUUGAUAUAUAUAUUCCCUAUUGAUCCUUGUACUCUUUUUCAAAUAAUAACUUUUUUUCCUAAAUGAUGACUGAUUUGCGUGUCAUUCCAUUAUGGUUGGAUUAUUAAUAGGAGAUGAAAGUACUACAUUGGAACAGGCAAAGAAGAGCACUAUUACAUAUUUUACCAUGGAUAUAAUGUUUUUUUGAACUUGCUGAGUAACUCUUCAGUUCUUAUUUUAUUCCAAAGACUCAGUUCCCCUUUAUUAUCAAAAUUGUUGAGCUUAUCUGUUUUUAAAGGAGUUGGCAGUGACAAUGAAUCAGUUGAUAGUGACGAUGAAGAAGAAGACAAUGAUGAUAUCAGUGACAGUUUCAGAGAUAAAGUUCUUGAAAAUAAAGAAGUAACUAAUCUUGGUAUGAAAUAUUCAAGUUCAAAUGAAAUGUUUCUUAGUUUAGAAACUAAUUGAUUGAAUUAAAAUACUUAAAAAGAAAAAAAUUCACUAGUGAAGGGGUUAAAACUAGAUUCUAUAAAUUAAGAAUUUCACGCAAAACAUUCUAAUCACUUAUUUUAAAAAGAACUCCACUUUUUUAAAAUAAUUUCUUCAACAAUUAAUAAUUCUUGCCGCAUCAGUGUUAACAAUUUUCUUAAUAUCUCUAAAAAAUUAUUUUAAAAUAAAAUUAUUAUUGUUUCAUGAUUUCAAUUUAAAAAGCUCAUAACCCUUUUUAUUUGAUUGCAUUAUAAUAUUCAAUGAAAGUAGUCGUAUUAUUCCUUCACUCAGUGUAUUUUUUUAUAACUGUUUAAAAGUAAUAUUUUUUCUAAAGCUUAAUAUAUGUCAUAAAUCAAUGGUGAACUUGAAAUUGUUAAAAAUGUGUCAGUAACAAUGAAUGAAUAGUAUUUUGAAAAAUCUGUUCAUGCAUCCACACAAUAACAAUUAACAACAAUUUAAGUUGUCAUCUUGCUCAACAAAACCUUGAAGAUCAUGUUUGUUUACUUUUAUACUACCUUUUCAGUGCAAACAGAGAAACCCAAUCCCUUUGAAGAUAUGAAAGGUAUCGGCAAAUAAAAAAAAUUGUGUUCACUACGUUAAUAUGUUUUGAUUCAAGUAAAUAUAUUUUCCCUGUAUUGAAAAAUAACUGAAUUCAUUAACCAUUGUUGCUAAUUUGUUAUUAAAAUCCAUUUAUUAACACAUCUAUUAACAAUAUUUCCGCAUUUAAUUAUUGCACAGUUUUUUGUGUGUGUUAGAUAUUUUAAAAAAAUGUAAUAAUUCUUCAGAUCCAGAAAAAGAACUAACAGAAGAAAUUAUUCAAAGUAGAAGCAAUCCCCUCCAAGAGUUUACUGGUAAACUCAUGCAUUUAAAUGUGUUUUAAAAAAUUGGUGUUAUAAUUACAUUGAAUCCCUUAAACAUGUUCUUAAAUUUGCUUUUUUUUCUAAUCAAUGCCUCAUGAACCAAAUACUAAUAUUUAGAUUAUCUGCAGGGGUAAUUCCGGUUCAGAAUCAGGCCUAUCAGACUCUUCAAGUACAGCGAGUUGAAGAUUUGUUAAGUGAAAAUGAUCCAGGUCUCCCAUUUGAAUGUUCCUGUUACAUUUUCUGAGUUAUUUUUUGUUUGUUGCUAUAUUUUAUGUUGUUUGUAUUUCUUGACCACACUUUUGCAAAUUUCUUCUGUUCCUAUUGAAAUGAUUAUUCAAAUUUUAAAAAUUACAUCAAAGCUAUUUUUAAUGCCAAUUAUACUACAUGUAUUGAUCUCUUUUAUGUCAUUUUUGUAUAUCUUAUCAUAUGCUCCAAUAAAGUACAGAUUUCUCAAGCCCAUCAUUCAACAUUUAAAAGAAAAGACUAAUUUAUUGUCUAUUUUAAAAAGAAAUUACUUGAAUUAAAUAAUUGUUUACUGGUUAAUCUUUAUUUCAUUAGAUGCUCCCAAUACUGAAGGAAAUCUAGGAACUGCUCUUGCAAAAGACAUGAUAAAGAAAGAAGGUAGAGAGGAAUUGUUGCAGCUUUUGCUAUACUGAUAAUUAAAAUUUUACUGAAAAAUAGCUUUUGUUUUGUCAUGCUCUUGAAUAUUUUACCUAUUCAUAUCAGGAAGAAUAGACACUAUUCAUUUUUUUUUACUUUUUCGUCUGGAUAUUUCAGAAAAGAUAGAUGGCAAGAUUGAUCCAAGGGUCAUAGAUUCACAUAUCAGGAAGAGAGAAGAUGAUGAAAAAGCAGACAAUGCAGGUAACACAACAAAAUAAAUAACAAUUUGAAAGUAUUAUAACACAUCAUUUUAAGUUUAUAGAAAUAGUAAUUGAAGAGCAAAAUGAUUUUUGCAAAAAGAUUUAUAUCUUGAAAUUUUAAAUUUUCCACACAUUUUGUUCCCUUAUCAAUCCAUUGCCAAUUUUUCUUAGCCUAUGUAAUUCCGAGUGGUGUAACAAUAUCUUCAUCUCCAUCUGUCUUGGGACACUCUUUUUCAGCUGAUUCCAGAAUUCUACAAUUGUCUGUCAUUCUUUAUCUUCAUCUGGUUGCAAGGUGUUAAAGUGAUAGGUCACCUAUUUCUGUGGCCCUUGGGCCCAACUGGUAAUAUUUGAUCUUGGUUACCUUAUACUGUGGACUAUCAAUCCCCAUUUUCCAUAUUGUCAUUCUUGAAUUUGAUUUUUCUCAUUAUGACUGAUGUCGGGAUCUCCUUGAACCUGAUAAAAUCUAAGAUCUUUCUAAUCCAAUUAUGGUAAAAACCCUGGGGUCCCUUAGAGACCAAAAUCACAAAGCCCACAGAUCAUUCGUGGCUAACAAAAAGAAUACCGGCAUAAAAUUAAGAACACUUGACACCAAAUCUUACAUGUUUUUUUGUUUGCAAAGGGCUUAUAAAUUUUUUCUAUUCCCUUGUAAAUAGAAUGCCAAAUAUUAAAAUGGGUGUACUUCUAUUACUUAAUUCUUUCACACAUAUGUUUAGGAUUCUAGUUUUCCAUUAAAAGAUUAUAGGAGCUUGCAUCUGUGUACUUGAGGUUUGCGAUCAUGCAACAUUUGUCAGUUCUCCUUACUUUGUAGUUUUUUGUGUGCUUAAAAGAUAUUAAAGGGUCUUAUUCUCUACUAAUAACUUGGAUAUAUCUAUGUAACGCAUUUCUAUAUAUUAUAAAGUUUAUUUUACUUCAUAAAUUGCACAGCACUGGAGGUAGUUAUUCACAAGCUGAUGACAAGUAGUCAGAAUUUAACAGAGGAAGCAAUUCAGGCUCAGAGAGACCUAGCUGCUUCUAUUCGUAGUCACACCAAGCUACUAAAGCAAGCAAUGGAUGACUCAUCAGAUGUAAGUUGUUUGAACUUUAUUUUAAAGUUUUUGAAAUGACAUUACCGGUAUUUUAAAAGGAUGCGGCUAUUCGGACCCGGUCCGAGAAGUGAGAGUUUGGGUUUAUUAAAAAAUAUUUAAAAAUUAUUGCAGGGUUUGUAAGACGAAAUUUGGUAUCAAAGGAAAGAUAAUUGAAUGGACUAUAUGUUUGUAAACUUACUUCUUAAGUUUAACUAAAAUAAACUACCACAAAUGACAUUUAAAAAGCAUUUAGGCAAAAUUGACCCGGGUCCCUUUAGACUCAAUGCUAUUCAGAUGUCAUUUAUGGUAGUUUAUUUUAGUUAAACUGAAGAAUUAAGUUUACAAACAUAUAGUCCAUUAAAUUAUCUUUUAUUUGAUACCAAAUUUUGUCUUAUAACCUAACAAUAAUAUUAUUUUUAAAAAUUUUAAUCCCAACCUCUAACUUCUCGGACCCGGGUCCAAAUAGCCACUUCGAUUUUAAAAUCUUCAGAUUUAGAUAUUGUAGUGGAUGUUUUAUUUAAUUUAUAAUUUGUGAUAAUAUUAAUUUAUCUUCCAAGAAUGUCAGUCAAAUAUUUGUCUUUCAUCUUGUGUCAUUUACAUUUUUUCUUGUUUCAUUUUUAAUUUCUUAAUUUUGUUACAGAUAUUGCAAAAGGAUGCACAAUGGGAGGCUGUAGCUAUAUCUCACAAGGAGAGGGAACGUGCCAUGUUAAGAGCUAAUGAAUUAGCAUUGGAGUCAAAGUAAGAUUAUUAGUAUAAACAAUGGCUUCCAUUUUUUUUUCCCCGAAUACCCUUUAUAAUUUUUGUUUUAGGAAUCUGUGAAUACAAAGAGAAUAUUCUUGCUUAAAUUUAUUCGUAUCUGUACAAGAGUUUUCCAUUCAUCUUUUUCCUGUGGUUUACUUUCCAGUUGAAUCCAGUUGUAUUAAUUCUUAGUUUGUCUGCCUCUAACUCACCUCCCCAUGUUUUCUUUGGCCUUCCUCUCUUCUUUUAUCCCUGUGGGUUCCAUGUUAGGGGUUAUCUGGUGACGUUGUCUGAAGAGUGUGCCCUAUUGGUCUUUUUAUGUCCAGAAUUUUUCUAAUGCGUUAGUAGAGUCUUUACUUUCUGCAAAAUGCCGAUCUCCAAGUUUUGGCUCCAAAGAGUAGGACUGAUUUGAAAUUUGUGUUGAAAAUUCUAACUUAAGUUUGCAGAGUCAGCUCCUUUUAUUCCCAUAUUUUCUUUAACAGCACAAUUGGUUACCUAGCCUUUCCAAUUUGAACCCUGACAUCUGCUUAUGAUCCCCCAAUCAUGUUAAUGAUGCUGUCCAAGGAGAUGAAGGCCUCCACCUCUUCCCAUGCCAAGGGGAUGUAUUCUUGAGUAGUUGUUUUUAUCUUCAUGAUCUUUGUCUUACUUCUAUAAAUAUUAACUACUUCAUUAUUUUCAGACGAAGCUUAGAAAAACUAAGAGAUGUUAUAACUGAGAGCAAAACUAAUAACGUGACCAAACAGAAUCCAGCAAUCUUGCCUGCAAGCAAGAAAGUCAAUGACCUUCUGAAAGACUUGAACAGUGCUAAUACUCAGGUUAUUAUUUUUACAGUUUAUGUAAUUUAAAGGUAACAAAUAUAGUCAUUAGAAUAUUUAGGGUCACGGUUUUUAGUUUUAAUAUUAAGCUCUACUGCCAGUGUUGCACAUAAAAUUUUGUUUUUAAUGCUUUUUUUGGUUAACUUUAAACAAGAAAUUCAUUUUAAAAUUUAAAAUGUGUAUAAUUCUGCACUUCUAUGUUCAUGAUUCAUUCUGAGCUCAAAAUUUAAAAAAAAUAAUUAAACCUUUGCUAUAAUAAAUUUGAAAAAAACUGUUUAUGACCACUUAAUCCCUACUAAAGGUUAUUUUAAGGGCUUUUUUUUAUAUUUGCCAGGUGCGACAGGCAGAGGCCGAAGCCAAUGUCAUGCAGAAAUAUAAAGAAUUGGUUGAUAAAGGCAGAAAACAGUUUCAAAAGGAAAUUGAGAGCCUUAUGCCAGAUGUUAAAAUUGGCACUGGUAAGAUGCUCUCUGGAUUUUUAAGUUCAUUUCAUAUUGCUAAAAAUUAAAUAAAUAAAUCACAUUUCUGUUGUCUCUUAUUGUACAUCAACAUUUUUCCAUGUACACAGAAAUUAUAUUUUAGCUGACUAUAUCUGUUAGAAUGAUUACUUUUACAUUAUACUUCCUUUUUAUGACAAAUUGUAAAAAUAAAUUAUACUAGUUGAAUGAUGCUGUGUUGGAUGCUUUUGGAAAUGAAAGUUUCUAAAUAAUGAAUAAAUAAAAUAUGGUAUAAAUCAUUGAAUUUUUUUGUUUUUUUUAAUUAAAUUUGUCUAAACGUCUUUGUCUUAAUACAUAGAUAGAUCAAAGAUAAAUGUAUACAUUUUCUAACAGUCUCUAUAGCAAAAGCUAAAGAAAAAUUUAUGCCGAGGACAAUAUGUAAUUGGUUAAUAAAUGGUAGUUUUCCAUUUUUUUGUGCUAAAGAUGAGCACAAAUAAACUUUUGUCAUUUAAAUGUCCAGUUGCCAAUUCUUCAUGCUCAUCAACCAGACUUGUUUGUUAAUGAGCUUUUUUGAAAUGCUGGCAAGUGUCCACUUUAAGUUAAUCAGUUCAUACAUGUGGAACAUUAGCGGCUAGGUGUUAGGAUGUAGCAAAAUUUUCUAUCUCACAUCUAUACUUAAUCUUUUUUAUACAGGUAAAAAAUUAACUGAAGACGAAUUAAAUGCCCUUAUUGCCCAUGCACAUCGUAGAAUUGAGCAACUGCAGAGGCAAAUAGCUGAGCAGUUAGCUAUGGAGAGACAAAGACUAUCUGUAGCGCUUGAGGCCCAGCGUCAAGAGGAUUUGCAUAUUACUGAUUCUGCUGUGGCCGAAGAACGCUCGCGUUUGCAGGAAGAAUUUGAUGUAGAAAAACAAAAAAUGGUAUGUUUAAGUAAACACUUAGAGGCACUUAAAAAAAAAUUGUGCAAGUGAACACUUGAAUAGGUGGUUGGAAAGAGGAAAGAAAUGUAUUUGAUUUGUUGAAGGCUAUAAAACAAUUUACAGUUUUAUAUGAGAUAAAUGGCUGAUAGGAAGUUUUAUGGCAUUUCAUGAGAUGCUCAUUUGACUUAAAUGCUAGCCCAUUCAGGAUUUCAUUGUAUAUGAUCAUAACAUGGAAAUUAUCGGUAAACAAAUAUGCUUUAGAAAUAAUAUAUUUUUCAAUAGUUUAAGGAAAACACUUUUUAAAAUUACACACCAAAAUCUGGAAAGGAUUUUAUUAUAAAAUUAGGAAUAACCCGCCAAACAAUGGUGGCGGAAAUGCUUGAACUUACCAUCUACUAAAGUUACUUGACAAAACAUGCAUUCACAUAAGGCACUUCAUAAGAAUCCCAAGUAAAGCACUAACAUCUGGGAAUUUUAUUUUGCGGGCCUAUUUGAACACAGUGUUACAGCAGUACAUACAUACCUAGAUAAUUAUUAUUUGUGAUGCAAUCUAAAAAAAUCUGAAUGGUGACUUGGCAGGAACUGGAAUUCUUGAUGAAAAUAGAAACAGAGGUACGGAAACAGCUGUCUCGCCAGGCUGCCGCCCACAGUGACCAUCUCAAGGAUGUGCUGACCAUACAACAGCAGCAACUGGGUAAAGAAUUCAACAGAGAGCUGAAUGCCAAGUUGUUAGAAGAACGGGAAAAAUUCCAGUCAGAAGUUGCAAGUUGGAUUUCAAGGCUUAAGGGUAUUGAGGCUGCUGUCGAUGGUAGGUUGUGUUAAAUGCAUACCAGCCAGCUGUUAGUAUUUACCCAUAAUCUGACAUAAUCUGCCUACCAAUAAUUAAAAAAUUAUUAGGAAUUAUUAUUUAUCAUAAAUUUUAGUUAAGAAUUUUAUAUCGUCUUAUAAGGACACAUCAAAUAAUAUUUCAGUGUAAGUCUCCUCUCUCUCUAUGUUAAAAAAAAAUCGCAUUUGAAUUCAGCGUCUUGAUAAACCAAAUCAAAUGAUACAGGUCUGGACUUGUUGGAGUACAAUAAUGAGGUUUAUUAGCUUCUGGUAAAACUAUUUAUAUCACAGAUGUUUGUUUUUUUGUUAUGAAAGUAUUUAAAAAGUAUAUUUAAGUUCCUGACUCGCUACAAUGAUUUUGAUAAAAUCAUUUUAAAAUAAAAAUAUUACUGGUAUACAUUGAUGACUAAAUAUGAACUAACAUUCACAUAUACAUGAUUUGAGAAGAAAUUAGCUAUUUUUAAGUACUAGACAUUUCUGACAGUUGACAUAUGACUACUUUUUGUUAAUAUCUCUUUAGCUCGUGCAGCUGGUGAAAAAUUGGCUCGUUCUGCUCAAAAUCUGUGGCUUGCUUGUAUAUCCUUGACUUCUGCCAUAAAUUAUGGUGAUGAAAAUAGUAGCCAAGAGCAGCAUGUGCCGCUGAGGGCAAGAGUUGAAGCUAUUUUAUCUUCAUCACAAAAGGUAUUUUAUUGUCUUGACCUAUUUAUGCAAUAACAGAGCUGUUUACUUUAUGCUUUAUGCUGUAUGCUUUUGAGAUGUCUUUUAAGAUUGUACACCAAAGCCUGUCAGUACUAUGAUUUUAAGAGACUGGGUUGAACAAAUAUAUUUACUGGUAGUUUUUCCGAUUAAAAAAAUAAUAAAAUACAUUUUGGGUUGAACCGUGGGGGAGGGAUGUGUGCGUCUAAAUAUUUAAGAAUAUAAAAGUAACGCAGACUCUUUUUCGUAAUGAUGGUGAUGUUGGUCAUAUUGUUGCUUUUUGUUUUCACAAUGAACACGCUAGUAACAGUAACAUUUGCUGUAGUCGCCCUAGUGAAACUUAAGUCACUACUCGUUUUUGUUUGCUUCAUUACUGCAUGACAUAAUUUUGUGAAAUAAAUAGUUUGUUCAGCUGAUCCACAGCAUUUGCAAAAACAGAAGAAACAUUUUUUUACAAUGCAUUCUUAACUAUUCUGCACAGCAACUUUAGAUUUCGACAUAUUUUAUAGGACCUGGGAGGGCUUUCAUAUAUAUUUUUAGAACGCACAAAAUAGCAUUUGGUUCCAACACUCCUCUUCCUUUCCCCAGUUUACAGCUUGUGGUAGUUAGACUAUAUUACGUUAAUGAGAAAUAAGUUUAAUGGCUAUUGAUGUUUAUUUAAAAAAAAAACAAAAAACAAAAGCUUUUCCCUUACAAAUAAAUCUCAAUUACUUGUUAGAUUUUGUAAAGGCUGCGACUAUUUGUACCCGGGUACCAGAAGUGACAGGUUGGGAUUAAAAAACUAUUUAAAAUAUUAUUGUUGGGUUUGUAAGACAAAAUGAGGUAUCAAACGAAAGAUAAUUGAAUCGACUAUAUGUUUGGAAACCUACUUCUUCAGUUUAAUUAAAUAAACUACCACAAAUGACAUCCGAAUAGCAUUGAGUCUAAUGGUACCCGGUUGUGAAUGGCGGCGCUGUGUGCCUGGGUCCAUUUUGACUCAAUGCUUUUUGGAUGUCAUGCCGGAAACAGGGCAUACUUCAGUAGUCAGAAAAUACUCAAAAGUAAAAACAUUACAAGAGAAACAAAGAAAACUAUUUAUAAAACUAAUCAGUAGGUGGUAAUGUACGUAAGUGAAACUUGGGACCCUAAUAAAAACGGCAGAAACCUAUUAAACACAUGGGAGAGAAAAGUCCUUGGGAAAAUAUAUGGGGCAACAAAGGAUGAAAAUGGAUGAAGAAUACAUACCAACCAUGAACUGUACAGUCUAUAUCAAGAUCCCACGAUAUUAACAGAAAUAAAAAAGGGUAGGCUACGCUGGGCAGUACACUUUGAGCGAAUGCCAAAUGACAGAGGAGUGAAGAGGGUGCAUCACCAAAACCCCAGAGGACAACGGCUCAAAGGCAGACCUACGCUUAGGUAGAUGGAUGAUAUGGAAAAAGAUCUACAACAAAUUAUGGAAAAGAAAAGCAAUAGUUAGGUCUGAGUGGAAGGAAAUAAUGAGGCAGGCCAAAGCCUACAUGGGCUAUAGUGCCACAGGGAUGGAUGGAUUUAUUUUUACCAGAGACCGACUAUGAUAAUUUGAUCUGCAAAUUCACCCAUAUAUUAUUUGAUAACUAUAGCAGAUAUAUGUCUGCAAAACUAAGUGACAGCAGAUUGCAAUAUAAACAAAUGUCAGUCAGCCACUACUUUUGGAAAUCUUUUUUUGUCAUCAGCUUAACUUGAUCCUAUGGACAUAGGAGGCUAUCUUUAUUUAAUUAUUAAGAAAAAUUAUUGAACGAUUUUGAGACGAUUUUUGUAUAGUUUUAGGAGUUUGAGGGUAACCAGGUCUGCAAUAGAAUUGUGUACAUUUAUCAGCUGCUCACCUCUAAAUUUAAUAAACUAAGCAUUUAUUUAUAUUUUGUUAUGUGUUGUACUAGUUUUGGCUAGAUUUUUAUGUUUGUUUCUGUCCUAAGUACAAAAUAGGAUAAAAUUAGUUCUUUUGAAAGAUUUUUGCGGCUAUUCCUCAAGAGAAUUUAACUAUUGAAUUAACAUGUUUUUUCAGCACCCAUUUGUUGAGACUGUGGCCAACAGCAUACCCAGAAAAGUUUUGGAUAGAGGUGUGAGUACUGAAGAUCAGCUAAAACACCGCUUUUUCAGGGUAUCCAAAAUAUGCCGCAGGUUGGGGCUCAUCAAAGAACCCAAUACCUCUCUCUAUAAAUACCUUAUUUCCUACUUGCACUCCAUGGUGGUUUUUGACAACAUAGUUGCAGUAUCAGAGUACGAUGAAAUAGAUUUAAACUCCUUGGACAAUUUUGCUAUCUUAGCUUACGCACAAUACUGGAUGGAGAGAGGAAAUAUUAAUAUUGCAUUAAGGUUCAUGAGUCAUCUAACAGGAGAACCACGCAGGGCUGCAAGUGAUUGGAUAAAUGAAGCGAAAUUGCUCCUGGAAACCAAACAAAGUGCAUAUGCACUAACAGCAUAUGCUUCAGCCUCAGGAUUAGCAAAUACAUUUUGAGAAGCAUUAUACGGUACCAUUUCAUAAUUGUAUUUUUAGAAUAGUAGAGCAUAUGUGAUAUGAAUAGUCAGCUCUAUCACCUGAACUACUGUUCUGCAGCCUUUGAUGUUUAUUAGUGUUUUUCAGGAUUCUGUCAUGUGUGUAAAUGGGAAAUGGGUUCAAUACAGUGUCGGCGAACUUUUUAAGUCAUUAUCCCAAUAUAUAUUUUUUGAUGGCGACAUUACCCUCGAUUUGUAAGGAAGAAAAAUCAUAGCUUAUUAAAUACAAAAGGUAUCUUAACUUGAAUUCAUGCAUAUGGAAAAUACAAUUAUAAAUAUAAUGAGUAAAAAAUAAAUUUCAUUUUAGAGCAUAAGCAGUAGCAUUACUGGGGUUUUGGGGGUGUGGAUUGUACCCUGGAACCCUACAGGGUUCCACCUGUUACCAUAGUAGGAUACCACCAGAGCAGAGUGACACCAGAGCAGGCCGAAUUCAGAGAAGAGGUUUGAAAAGUCUGAAUGGGAUGAUACCAACUCGAGUGACGCCACUGAGCAUAAGACACAAAAUUUGCGACUAGGCUAAAAAUGACUUAUACAACCCAAGAGGUGAGCUUAUACAACCCAAGAGGUGAGCUUAUGCUAGCUGCCAAGCCACUUGUGACCACAAGUUGGUUGUGUUUCUAAAUUACUUUGGCCAGAUGCAGUGUUGCCAGAAAAAAGUUUUUUGUAAAAAUAAAAACUCUUUAAAUUGAUUUUAUUUAUGUCUAUUGAGCCCUCAUUACCCCCAAGAUUUCCAUUUUUAUCCCAUUGGGGUAAUUUACUCCAGUUCGCCGACCACUGCUUUAAUAGAUCAUCUGAAAUUCUUUGAGAGUUGUCUGCAGAAUUAUACACAAUACUUUAUCUUUUUUUUUUUUUAUUUGUUUGGAAUACUUGUCAGUGUAAUAGAAAUAAUAGCAUGCUGUUAAGUAAUUAUCAGUUAGUUAUUCAGUUGUGAGGGCUUUUAAUUUGGUAUGUAAACUGUGUGGAGCAACUUAAGAUUUGAUUGAUAAAUUGUUUUUUGUGAUCAGUAAUAAAUGAGUUGUUAGUGACUAUAACAUAGUUGGUUUAAAUUAUUCUUCCUUCUCCUAGAUUGUUAAGACAGAAUUGGAAAAAGUUUAAUUUUAUUUACCACGUAAUUACUCAGGAUGCUUUUUUCAUUCACUAUAAAAGACAAAACACCCUUGAACAAAUCUUUUGAUAUUAUUUUUAAAAAAAUGCCAUUUACUUGAUUAAACACUGUUAAAACUUUUAGGCAAAAAUAACAGCAUGUUACAUGGCUAUAGUUAAAAUUAUGAUUUCCAUCUUGUCGAACACAACUUUUGUAAAGAAAUUUGUGUUAUGUUUCAAAUUAGCUCAGAACCCGUUUUAAUUUUAUCUCAUUUGAUUGGUGUCACUCUUCUUUCUUUAUGUUUUUGCCAAAUCUCCCUUUUAAAACUAAAUGAAUAAAGUUGUUGACAUGUAAGUCUAGCUGAAAAUUUGUUCCCACCAGUAAUAAACUACUGUGAUGUUAACUCCACUCUGUUAGUUUUGAAUGGUUAUCUGUUUCAGUGCUGAGUGAGCUUACCCUCAUAUUUACCUCAGUUGCCUCAAUGGCUAUUUCUACUUGAAGAAUUCAAACAACUUCAAAUUAUUAUAAUUGGAAUCACUUAACAUUUUCAGAUUUUUUGUUUUGUUCAUCCAUUUAUUUAUAUCAAAGUAUUUGGUAUCAAAAUACUUCCUAUUUAGUUGAUCUGGUGCUUAUAGAUUAGAAAAUAUGUAUUUAUAAAAAUAAAUGUAACUAGAAUGUACCUGCUAUAUAAAAAAGAUUAUAACUUAUAGUUUUUCUAGCCAUUGCAGUUUGCAUUUAUGUUUACUUUCUGAAAAAGCAGAGAUUUCCAAAAGUGUUAUGUGAAAAUGUUUUGCCUUUUAUACAUUUUUUAACUGUGAAAAAUAUUGUAUUGUGGAAAGUGAGAAAUCAAACUUACUAGUACAGACUCAGUCAAAGAACUUACUACUGACGUCAGGCAUCCUGGUGUGAAAUCUUUUCAUCUUUGGCAUAUUUGUUUUGUGUAUAAUGUUGCAGACCAGUGAUCUAUAACUUAUACAUGAAAACCAUGUACUGCCUUAAAAUAAAAAUUUAAAAAAAAACAACAUUGCCCUUGUACUGCAUAAUUAUUCAUGACUAAAUGAGCUCAUGCAACCUGGAGAUGUUUUACAAGCACAACAUUUUGCACCAGAAUUAACACUUAAUCUGACAACAGGUUAAUUUUAAAUACAUUUCACACAAUUAAAGACCACAAAAAAGUACAGAACAAAUUAUCAUUUUUAAACAAAACACUUUUUAAUUAAUGAAUCAUCAAAAGAAAAAAAUCCCUCCAAAGUUAACAAACAAAAAGAAAAGUUGUUUUACUAGAGUAGGGUAAAUGUAAUAUACAUAACUGAAUGGCAAGUAUGAUUUUAUAUUUAUUAUAAUUAUAAAAUCUUAAAAUAUAAGUUUUUUAACCUGCAUUGUUAAAAUAGUUAAAAGCAAUGAAAUGUAAAUUGGUCAAUUUUUAAAUAUAAGAAUUCACAAUAAUGCCAACAUUUAAUUCUUUAUGGUUAAAAAAUGCUUACUAAUAGUCUUAUCAUACUUAAAGACAGUGUACUAUAGUAAUACCAUAGUGCACUUGAAAGGAAUAAUUUGACUUAAAUUUAUUUAUCCAUUGAAUGACAUUAAGUGUUAUAUUACAUAAAUUGCAAUGCCUUGUAAUAUUUUGGAGAGACUAAAACCAUAAUGGUAAGUCUUUAAACUAAUAUGUAAGGGUGUAACUUGAAACCAAUAAAAUGGAAUUCAUUUUUUAAACAUUUGUUUUAAAAUCAUUCAUUGUUUCCUCUUAGAUAAUUCAUACACAUUCACACAAAGUAAAGUCAAAGACAUUUUACAGAUUAGUUAAACUUUUUGAUGUUAGCACACAUUUGGAAAAUAUUUGUUCUUAUAAGUAAAAUGUUACAUAAUUCAAAUAUUGCCAUUUACAUUCCAGAUAUACGCAAUCUUGUUCUACUGCGUAAUUUAUUUGCCAGAUUAGUUUUAGCUUUGACUUUUGACAUUUUUCUCUAAGUCGGUAUGCAUAAAAAAGUUUUUGGUUCCAUAAUCAUAAAAUAAAAGUAAAAUGGAGUAAAAUAAUCUUAUGGUACCAGCAGGGAUCAAUAAGGGUUAACUGUCCCUGUUGUUGUAUAAAUUUAUGUAAGCUUUAAAAGCUUUCUUUUUAAAUUAAGGGUUGAAGUACGUUCAAGAAUUUUAUUAAGUCAUUACAAAUGUGAAUGAAUGCAAGUUGACCUCUGUCAGAUGAUCCAUGUAUAUGAAGGAAUGUUUAUAUAUACAUUAUGAAAUACCGUAAUUAAUGUUACACAUAGUCUAGUUCUUAAAUCCCUUACAACUAUUUUGAGCCUUUCUAUCUUGAAUUAAUUGUAUACCAUAACAAAAAUUUCAACAGAGUUCAAUAAUUAGUAAUAUUGUACAUUUGAAAAAAGAAUACAGAGGGUACAUUAUGUUUGAAGGCUGUUUUGCCAAACUGCUAAUAAAUGUAAAAAUCUACAUAAUUCAAUUCUGUCAUCGCAGCAAG
Molecule: messenger RNA, 20447 nt
Organism: Lymnaea stagnalis (great pond snail)
Lineage: Eukaryota; Metazoa; Mollusca; Gastropoda; Lymnaeidae
Source: the annotation of a GenBank genome assembly